Molecule: messenger RNA, 6018 nt
Organism: Pygocentrus nattereri (red-bellied piranha)
Lineage: Eukaryota; Metazoa; Chordata; Actinopteri; Characiformes; Serrasalmidae
Product: WT1 interacting protein
Exons: 8
Coding region: 293-2215 (640 amino acids)
Biological process (GO): positive regulation of miRNA-mediated gene silencing; cytoskeleton organization; response to hypoxia
Cellular component (GO): adherens junction; nucleus; P-body
Molecular function (GO): transcription corepressor activity
Source: RefSeq, a predicted model, not a curated record
UUGACUGUGAGAGAAGCUUUCAACUUCCACAGAAAAGCUGGAAUCUGACGAACCCAGAAAAAGAGCGAGAGACGGAGAAAACUUUCGGCGAACGGCCGCUUUCGUGUGGCGAACCGGAGGGGGAGCAUGUGAACGCCGCCGGGGCUAAACCGCCGCACUGAGAAAGGGGGAAAGCGGCGAUGGCUGCGCCGUGUUGUGAUUUUCUGUGUGAAAUGCUAAUUUGCUAAUUUCGCUCUCGCUCGCGCUCUUCAACCGCCGUGGCUCGCGCUCCUCGCCCUCUCCGGUUCGAGCCAUGCACCGCUACGGGGACGAUUUGGGCCACCGGGCGAGCAAGCUGGUGGAAAACCUGUCGAUCUACGACUCGUACGGGGACGGGAGAGCGGACCUCGGCGGGCUCGAGACCGAUUUCUCUCCCGCCGCCGUGAUGCUGUUGCACGGGAUGAAAAGUAACGUGAAACGCGCGAACGGAGGCGGAGGCGUGGACGCAGCUUACAUGACUGGGACUAACGUGAAAGUGCACGGCGCGGCGCCGCUGCCCGUACCUGUACCGUCUGCUGUGCGCACCGUGAACGGGACCCGGACAGCGCCGUCGCUGGACCUGUGCUCACCGGUAACGUUACGAGACGCAGCUCACGCGGACGACGACGAUGAAGGAGGCGGAGGUGGCGGCAGCUUCUGCGCGCGAUCUGAAGUCGCGCUGCCGUGCUACGGCGGCGGAGACCGGCACCGGCGAUACUCGCCGCAGGAAGCACACAGUCUCCGCUACGGCACGUAUGAGUCACCGGGACCGGGGAAGCAGCUGUGCCGGAACGGGGCGGGCAGCAGCACGAACACGGGGGCGACCACGAGCCCUCGCUCGAGCUGCAGCAGCGGCGGCAGCCCGCGCAGCAGCGUGCUCGUGCCGGGGCAGCAGCAGCAGCAGCAGGAGAGGUACGCGAGCCCCCGGUGCAGCCUCGCGCAGGGCGGCGAGGGCGUCGGCGGCGGUUGCGCGCUCAGCCCGCGUUCCAGCUACGCGAGCACGCACUCGAGCCUGAGCGGCUGCGACUGCACGAGCAGCAGCAGACCGAGCAGCAACCGGACCAGCGGCGUCAGCCUGGGCUACGACCAGCGGCACGCGAGCCCGCGCUCCAGCGCCGCGAGCCCCAGGUCCAGCUACUCCGCCUCCGCCGCUUCUUCCGCCGCAGCCGCCGCCGCCACCGCCAGCCCGCGCUCCAGCAUCUCCAGCCACAGCUCGCGGGGCUCCAUGAGCGCGGGGACCGAGCUACAGCUCCCGUCGCCCCGAGCUUCCGUGCUCGAGGACGCGCUGCAGCUGCAGGACUUCGGCGGCGAGGCCAACGGGCUCCACCACGGGCUCCAUCACCGGCUCCACCUGCACGCCUUCCCCGCGCUGGACGACACCCAACACGUGCACGGCGGCGGAGAACCGGACCCCGGCGCUCCGGGGCAGAAGCUGAAGCUGCCCUACCAGGUGACCCCGAGCAGGGAGUGUGGGCCGAGCCAGGCGGAGAGGAGGCUCGAGGCCCUCACGCUCGAGCUCGAGAGAGAGCUCGAGAGGCACAUGAAGAAAGAGUAUUUCGGUAUCUGUGUAAAAUGUGGAAAAGGAGUGUAUGGUGCGAGUCAGGCGUGUCAGGCGAUGGGGAACUUGUAUCACACUAAUUGUUUCACCUGCUGUUCAUGUGGGAGGAGACUGAGAGGGAAAGCGUUCUACAAUGUGAACGGAAAAGUCUACUGUGAAGAGGACUUCCUGUACUCUGGGUUCCAGCAGACAGCGGAGAAAUGUUUUGUGUGUGGACACCUCAUCAUGGAGAUGAUCCUCCAGGCUCUGGGUAAAUCCUAUCAUCCAGGCUGUUUCCGCUGUGUGGUGUGUAAAGAGGGACUGGAUGGAGUUCCGUUCACCGUCGACAUGGAGAACAACAUCUACUGUGUUAAAGACUAUCACACUGUCUUUGCCCCAAAAUGUGCCUCCUGUAGCCAACCCAUCCUCCCAGCUGAGGGCUCAGAGGAGACCAUACGUGUUGUGUCCAUGGACAAAGACUACCAUGUGGAGUGCUAUCACUGUGAGGACUGUGGCCUGCAGCUAACCGAUGAAGAGGGCCACCGCUGUUACCCGUUGGAUGGUCACCUGCUGUGCCACACCUGCCACCUGCACAGGUUAAAAACACCUGGCCCUGCCCAGCCGCCGCCCGGCUACCCGCUCCACGUCACUGAGCUGUGAACACACACCAUGAUGCGAGUGUGUCAAUAAGGGACAACACUUUCUCUCCUACUUAAGCGGCUGCAUUGCUGCUGCAAGCAUCCACCACCUUCUCUGAAGCAAGUGAAUGUAAAAGAAAGUCGUGAACUGCUCUCUCUACGCGGGUUACUGUGUGCUUUCUCUGUCUGCAUCCCUCCAUUCUCCACACCCUCGCUUUUUUUUCUGUCCAGCAUGAAUCCUGCAGCGGCAGCCCUGAGGCCUGGCCUUGACUGAUGUAACAGAUUUGAGCUUUGACCUUCACAGACGUCCCAGAGAACAGCUUACGUGGGAUGGAAGUAGGACUAAUGUGAGGCCAGCGUGGAGCCAGUUUGGGCCAGUGAAAAAACAGCCAGUAUAUGACCAAUGCAGGGCCAGCAUGGAGCCAGUGUGGGAUGUGGAGCUAAUGCAGGACAACAAUGGGGCCAAAGCAGGUCUAACAUAGUGCCGGUUCUGGUCCAGCAUGGUGCCAGUGUGAGGCCGGCAUAUGGUCAAUGCAGGGCCGUAAUGGGGCCAGUGCAGGACCAAUGUUGAAGCCAAUGCAUUUCCAGUGUGGGAGCAGUGUAGACCCAGCGCGAGGCCAAUACUGACCACCCACAGCCAAGCUAUUGGUCAUUCCACAAGCCUGACCACUGGCCACAUCUCUGACUAUUUCUGCCACCACUCAGUUAACCAAUCCACUAAACAACAUGACUGCAGGACAAACCACCACACAGCUGCGUUCUGAGAGAGAGAGAGAACGGAAUAAAGAGAGAAAUGUGACAUUUAAAGCCUUGGAAGUGGCCUUUUCACUGAGAAUCUCGCACUUAAUUAUUUCACUCAUUGCCUUCAAGUUGCACCAUUACUGUGUGUUUGUGCUUUUUAUGUGUGCGUGUUGUGAUAGUGGUGAGAGAUGCAGUUCCUCACCAUGUACACGCCCCGUGUUUGUGUGCCAGGCAGGCAGCCACUGUUUUGCUGAAACAAUGUUGGUACACGUUCCUUAAGUUGCUAGAACAGCACACUUGAGAGAGACUAACUCCCAAACACACGUACUGUCUUAACAUGAUCACCAGAAGAGUUAGCUGCACAUUGCUGUCAUUUUUCUUACCCAGCUCUGUAUUUCAGACGUUUUCUACAGAUGAAUGUAGAGGGUUUGUUCCAUAUUUUUCUGAUAUCGUGUUUUCUGACCGAGGUCGGUCAGCAUAAGUUUAAACAUGGGCGUAUUUGUGUUCUGACGUUGGCUUUGACAGGUCUUAGUGCCUCUAUGCGUCCUAAGACGAGUGUGUUGUUGGAUUGGACUGUUUCCCGACACUGGCUUGUCUGGGCGGUCGCGUUGUAGAGGCGUGGAGCCGUUACGCCUCAGAAGCAGAGCAGAGAGGAGAGCUGUUCUGCUGUUUGGGCUUUUUGCUUGUUUUUCAUUGGUCCAAGUGUGUUUGAAUGCAGGAGGGGUCUUUUGCUGAUGCUGGAAGGUGCUGGACUCACCUUAGCUCCACAGAGACUGCCUACCCUUGACCCACAUUGGUUUACAGAGGCUUAGAAACAGCACAGAGGGGGAAAAAUAACAAAAAAUUGAAAAUGAAUGUCAAUAUGACUGCAUCAGUAUUUUUCACAGAACUUUGAAAAACAGGAACAAAACGGAGUGAAGAAGCUAUUUUAGAAUGUUUUUUUAUCUGUUAAGUGUUAUUUCUGUCCGAGUCAUAUUCCUAGAAAGAGGUACUAGAGACAAAAACCAGUUGUAUGUUUUAUGUGAUGUUUAUUUUCGUCCUGCUCCAGGAUUCUCGGUCUGUCUCGGUAAAUUAAAUGGAAAGAAAAAGAGUGGUGAAUAGUGUCCUCCUCUUUUAUCAACGGUCAGUGCUGUGGGCAUCAUAAAGAUUAUAGUAGCGUAGUUUAUUUUUCAUGUUAACAUUGUAAAGUCACAGUGACUGACCAUAGGAAUUGCUUUACUUGCAUUAGACGUCUCUGAAAGAGCAGUAUUAUUUAUGUGCAGUGCGUUGAUGUUGCAUUGUAAUAGUACUUCAGUCCUGUUUUCGAACUGCUUCUACCAACUAGUUUCGGGGAUUUCAAUUAGCCCAUCAUACAUUUAAUCCAGCAUAUCUAUUUGGUUCUGAGUAAAAGCAGGGAUACUAAUUACUGAAGGGCUGUUGGGUUUUCUUAUGUACUUGCCAAAUACUACAGAUGUGUCUUGAAUUUAGAGAGUAAAGUGAUGAGAUGAGUAUUUGACCUGUAAGGCAUGUGAGGUGUUUUUGAGGACCCCAGUACCGAUCGCUGUAUAAAAGAAGCUCCUUGCGGCCUUCGUUUUUGGAUGCGCUGUGAUUUGUUUCGGAGCGGGCGCAAACCUUCACAGUUACUGUGGAAACAGUCCUGCGUUUUAUCCGAGUAAAAUUAGUAGUUGAAAGAAUAUUCCCGUUCAUGCAGUGACGGAAGUUCGUUCUGUGAAAAAUACUGUUGGUUUUCGGCUUUUGUUUUCGUUCCUUCUUCAUAGUUUUUAAUCUCUAUAGGCUUGGAAUAGUCCUGUGCAAAAGUUUGAGCGCCCCUGGUGAAAUGACGUCUUGUUGAUUUUUGAACCCCCCCACCCUCGUUUUUUGCGAGGGGGGCCUGAUGUGGACUGUGCAAAAAGGUAUAGCACGUUUUAUAUGCGCAUAUGCAGCAAGUAAACAAACUGUUCAGUAAAAUGUUCUGAAAAGUGAUAAAUUUAAGUGUUCUGUGUAGUGGAUAUGUGGGGCACGCGCCCACCCCCUGGGCCCUGAUGAUGGCCGCGAGAGCCGGCUGGAAGGCGCGGCCUGAACUCGUAGAUUUUAUCCUCUCCCCGUUGUUUUUACAGGGUUUUGUCUGGGCUCAGAGUUCGGGUGCCGCCUUCCUGCUGGCUGUCACAGCCGUCAUUGGUUCAUCUAAGCAUCAUUACUUAGAAAAUCAGCAAAGUGUCUCAUUAGACCAGGCGUGUUCAAGCUUUUGUAUACGACUGUACGUGUAUGUAGCAAGCGUUUCCACCUGCAUUAGUGGCAGGACCACUCGGUGCCUUCUUGCUUUGGUUUGAGUGCUGUGGGCAACCUUGGAGCCACGGCAGCCACUAACAGCCCAACACGACUCCUCUCACCUCUCUACCCAGUUGUGGGUCCAGCUGUCAAACUACUGAGCUGAUGAGCGUUCAGAAACGGAGGAAAUGUUGAAGCGUGCUUUAGCCAAUCCUGACUGCAUCCUCGCUCCAUCAUCAUCGUUUCUAACAGACACUGACUGUGGUGUACGGCACAGUUCACCUGCCCAUCCUCUUCUAUGUGGAAAACGUAUUACCAGCCAGCCCUCGUUAAUGUACUAAGGAGAUGCUCCAGAAUGAUGGUAUAUUUUUGAGGUCGUUUAAAAACGAAAUGCACAUUGAACUCUUCUCGAAUCAUUCCCUGACAGGCCGAAAUGUAACGACUGAAAGAAGUGCUAUUUACUCCCUCUCCGCGAUGUCUUAAUACGCUUUUAAAAUGUACUACUAUUUCAUAGAACACAGAUAGAGUCCCUGUAAAUAAGCAAUGUUAGCCUUUUUUAAUUAUUAUUUUCUGCUUCUAUUGGAAAUGAAAGUGAGCUGUAGCUUUGUUUCUCAUUUAGUUCUCAGAAAGCACAUCUCGCGUUCUGUUAUCACUUUUUUUUGUAUCGUUCAAUGUUCUGAUUUCCUAGUUAUUUCAUGAAUAAAAAAAGGAAAGUAGAUUUAUUUAUCUAAACAUGAAAAGUUUAAAGUUAUUUAAUGUAUUAAAAGUUGGGACGUAUCAUUUAACCGUAGAUGAUAUAAUCUGCUUUUUCAAUAAAGUGGUUUUGUAGUUAACUUA